CGCGGAGGUCUUUGUCCUUCAAUAAAAGCCCUUGGGAAGCAGCGGAAUCAAGAGGGGACCGGGAGGGGAGCGGGAACGCGCGGCCCGCGUGCGGCGCUGGGGCCACGCCCCUUCCCUCUGGCCACGCCCCCUUUCCUCUGGGCGGGAACGGCUCGCGCGAGGCCCCGCCCCUCUCCUCCGCCGUGAGGCGAUUCCCGCCCCCGCCACCGGCUCCCCCUCAGUCCCGCGACGCUCCCGGGAGUCCCCAGAAAGCCUCGGCCCCUGGCCCUGCCCCGGGGCAGCGGUGGCACCGGAGCACCCUGAACACGAUGGCUGCAGAAGUUCCCUGCGCCCCGGGCGCCGUCAUCCCCCCGUCAGCCCCUGCCGAGAGCGGCUGCUCGGACGAGUUUGCCCUGGACUGCACCUUCGCUGCCUGCGACCCUGAGCGUACAGGGAUGGUGCAGCCGCAGCAGGUGGUGGAGUACGUGGCAGCGAUGACGGGGCACAGCGGGCACGAUGGGCGGCUGCAGGCACUGCGGCGAGCGCUGGACCCUGCAGCCGCAGGCACAGCGCUGGACUGGACCCGAUUCCGCAUGGCCAUGGGCGCCUGGAUCGCAGCGUGCCGGCAGGAUGGGGCUGAGGAGCAGGACAUGGCAACUGGUGACACUGGACCAGUGCCAGUAGAGGACGACGGACAUGCAUCCCCAGCAGCCGCUGAGCUCCAGGGUGACAACACGGACAUCACCACCCACAGCGCUGAGGCUGCGGGGCUGCGGAGCCGUGCCCGGCAACUGGCGGCCCAGAACGCCAAACUGCAGCGGGAUGCGGAGCUGGCUGAGGAGCUCAACGCCCGCCUGGCUGAGGAGAUUGCACAGCUCCAGACGCAGCUGCGAAGCAGCCGGCAGGCGCUGGAGCAGGCCAGGGUGGCCGUCGAUGAGCUGGACGACAUGAAGGCCGUGGUGAAGCGGCUCGAGGAGGAGAACACCGAGCUCCGGCGGCAGGCACGGCACACGGAGAAGGAGCAGCGCAGUCUGUGCUCGCAGGCUGAGUGUCUACAGGAGGAGAACCAGCGGCUCCUCGCCGAGGGCCAGGGACUGCGGGAGCAGAUCCAGGCGCAGGUGGCCCGGAUGGACAGCCUGGAGGCCCAGCUCUGCCGUGGCACUGCCCUGCUCUCUGCCCGGGAUGCAGCCCUUGCCCAGGCAGGGCAGCGGGCGCAGGAGCUAACAGCAUCACUGGAGGAGUACGAGCGGAUGGUGCAGGAAUUGCGUCUGGAGACAACGCGGCUGCGGCAGCAGCUGGGCCAGCUGCGGGAUGCCUGGGCCAUGCGCCCGUGGUGCCCGCGUGGCCAGCUGGACAUCCAGGCCACAGCGGCGACAGCGAGCCCGGGGACAGGGGACAAGGAGGAGGAGGAGGAGGAGGACACAGGGACAGUGGUGUCCGGAGGAGGAGGCCUGGUGUGGAGCAGUGAGGAGGUGGCCAAGGCAGUGGCCCCGCAGGCGCCAUUGUCACCGUGGACGCCGCUGUCACCAUGGGCUCUGGUGCUGCUGGCACUGCUGGCCCUGCUCUACCUCUUGCCCUGCCAGUGGCCCCAGCUCCAGCUGCACUACCGGAGCCCCCCGCCCCUGUGAGACCCCCAGUAAAGGCCAGUUGGGCACUACUUUGUCCACCCCACUCCAUACCAGCUCCCCCAAACACUCGUCCCAGUCCGCCCAGUCUUCCCAGAGCAGGGUCAGAGUCAGGGUGUCAACAUCAGCUUUAUGGGCACUGCA
Molecule: messenger RNA, 1748 nt
Organism: Vidua chalybeata
Lineage: Eukaryota; Metazoa; Chordata; Aves; Passeriformes; Viduidae
Gene: KASH5
Product: KASH domain containing 5
Exons: 14
Coding region: 309-1607 (432 amino acids)
Biological process (GO): spindle assembly; actin filament organization; homologous chromosome pairing at meiosis
Cellular component (GO): meiotic spindle pole; lateral element; meiotic nuclear membrane microtubule tethering complex
Molecular function (GO): dynein complex binding
Source: RefSeq, a predicted model, not a curated record